UCACGUGACAGCUGUGAGGAGAGCCGUGUCAUCUCCAUCCCGCAGAGCAGCGCGGAUGAAACACCGGUCACACUCAGAGCAGCAUUCGGGGAAAAGGCCCCGUGUUCCCGCCGCGGCAGCCUCCACCUCCACCUCGCCUCAAGACGGCAUGGAGGACAAAACACUGUCCAAACCGCGGGAGCUCACCCAAAACCCCCUGAAGAAGAUAUGGAUGCCGUGUAAAAAUGGCCUUCCUGAAAAACACAUUUCUCAAAGAAAGGUAUGUAUGACCAACUGCCCCACGCUGAUAGUGACGGUGGGGCUUCCUGCCAGGGGGAAGACGUACAUCUCCAAGAAGCUGACCCGCUAUCUCAACUGGAUCGGAGUUCCCACCAGAGAGUUCAAUGUGGGGCAGUACAGAAGAGACUUUGUGAAGAUCUACAAGUCCUUUGAGUUCUUCAGUCCAGACAACGAGGAGGGGUUAAAGAUCAGACAACAGUGUGCCUCAGCAGCUUUGAACGAUGUGCGGCAGUAUCUCACAGAAGAAGGAGGCCAAGUGGCGGUUUUUGAUGCAACAAACACCACCAGAGAAAGAAGGGAAACCAUCAUCCAGUUUGCAGAGCAGAACGGGUUUAAGGUGUUCUUUGUGGAGUCUGUGUGUGAAGACCCAGAUGUCAUAAAGGAGAACAUAGUGCAAGUGAAGCUAAGUAGCCCGGACUACACCAACUGUAACACGGAGGAAGCAGUAGAGGAUUUCCUGAAGAGGAUCAAGUGUUAUGAAAACUCCUACGAGACGCUGGAUGAAGUCCUGGACAGGGACCUCUCCUACAUUAAAAUCAUGGACGUGGGUCAGCGGUACAUGGUGAACCGGGUGUUGGACCACAUCCAGAGCCGGAUCGUCUACUACCUCAUGAACAUCCACAUCACGCCGCGCUCCAUCUACCUGUGCCGCCACGGGGAGAGCGAGCUCAACGUCAACGGGCGAAUCGGAGGAGACUCGGGCAUCACACCGAGAGGGAAAGCAUUUGGGAAGAAGCUGAGCCAGUUCCUGGAGACGCAGGGCAUCAGCGACCUGAAGGUGUGGACCAGUCAGAUGAAGAGGACCAUCCAGACGGCCGAGGCUCUCAACGUGCCCUACGAGCAGUGGAAGGUCCUGAACGAGAUCGACGCAGGCGUGUGUGAGGAGAUGAUGUACGAGGAGAUCCAGGAUCACUAUCCUCUGGAGUUUGCUCUGAGGGACCAGGACAAAUACCGCUAUCGGUACCCCAAAGGAGAGUCGUACGAGGACCUGGUGCAGCGGCUGGAGCCGGUCAUCAUGGAGCUGGAGCGGCAGGAGAACGUUCUGGUUGUCUGUCACCAGGCCGUCAUGCGCUGCCUGCUGGCCUACUUCCUGGACAAGACGGCAGAGGAGCUGCCCUACCUGAAGUGCCCGCUGCACACCGUGCUGAAGCUGACGCCCGUGGCCUACGGCUGUAAGGUGGAGUCCAUCUGCUUAAAUGUGGAAUCAGUCAACACACACAGAGAACGACCAGAGAACGUAGAAGUGUCGCGGAUGUCAAAGGAGGCUUUGCUAACAGUGCCAGCUCACCAAUGAGGCAGUGCCCCCCCCCCUAUACACACACACUGUCACCUUCAGAAUCACAAACGCUUUCUCCUCCACCCAAUCUGAUCAAAUCCCUGUUUCUUCUCUGUAAGAUGAUGAUGAUGAUGAUGAUGAUGAUGAUGAUGGUAAUUGACUGGAAUCCAGUUUCUAAUUUUGAUCAUUAAUUGUAAGACACAGAUAUUGUCUCGAGCCCAUUCUCCCAUUUUUGGAGAGUGAAUGGAAAGCAGAUGAAGGUUUUUUUUGUUUUUUUUUAACUGAUGCCGUUUUACCAACUGUGAAGCCUUGACUCUCCGGCACCUCUUUGUGUUUAGUGAUGUUUGAUUUCUCAUUGAUCUAGUCUGUGUAACAGAUUUUUACAAUGUUGACUUUUAGCAAUGUUUUUCUGUGGUAAAUCAGUAAUUGCACAACGCUAAAUAUUUUUGUGCCUUUUUUAAUAUUUUGCACUUUUUGUUAAAUGGCCUCAUUACCAGUUUGUCUUUAGGAUGUCUAACGUUGUCUAAUGAAGUACAGACACACUUUAUGUUUUAUUGUAUGUGAAGGUUCUUACAGUAUAUUCAUCUCUCUGAUCAGACCUGAGAGGAGAUACUUGUGUUUGUUUCUAAAUAAACUCCUCUAUAAUUUCAUGUUUUCGUA
This is a messenger RNA of Notothenia coriiceps (black rockcod), 2215 nucleotides long. Its product is annotated as 6-phosphofructo-2-kinase/fructose-2,6-bisphosphatase 4-like. Gene Ontology annotation, biological process: fructose metabolic process; fructose 2,6-bisphosphate metabolic process. Gene Ontology annotation, molecular function: 6-phosphofructo-2-kinase activity; ATP binding; fructose-2,6-bisphosphate 2-phosphatase activity. The transcript is spliced from 14 exons. NCBI's taxonomy places the organism in Eukaryota, Metazoa, Chordata, Actinopteri, Perciformes, Nototheniidae. Gene Ontology annotation, cellular component: cytosol. The record is from RefSeq and is a predicted model, not a curated record. The coding region runs from base 56 to 1573 and encodes 505 amino acids.